This is a messenger RNA of Tachyglossus aculeatus (Australian echidna), 2526 nucleotides long. RefSeq names its product FA core complex associated protein 100 (gene FAAP100). Lineage: Eukaryota; Metazoa; Chordata; Mammalia; Monotremata; Tachyglossidae. Gene Ontology annotation, biological process: interstrand cross-link repair. Bases 77 to 2425 code for a protein of 782 amino acids. The record is from RefSeq and is a predicted model, not a curated record. Gene Ontology annotation, cellular component: nucleoplasm; Fanconi anaemia nuclear complex. The transcript is spliced from 10 exons.
AACCGACGGCAUCUCCCGAGGUCCGGACACGUCGGGAGGGUGGAAACGGAGACCCCAGGCCGGACGGACCCCCAGGAUGGCAGACGACGACGACGACAACGACGGGCAGAGGGUCCGCUACCUGGCCGCGUUGGGCUGCCCGGUCGGAGGCCCGGAGGCGGGCACGGCGCGGGUGCUGUGCCACCAGGACGACGUCUACCUCGCCAGCGGGACCGAAUUCGUCUACGUCUACGAACGGGCGGGGAAGCGGAUCCGGGACGUGUACAGAUUUCCCGACCGAGUCUGGCACCUGGAACUCCUGGCCCUUCCGAGGGAACUUUACAUCCUGUGUGCCCGGAAUGGCAUUUUCCGCCUUCGGCUGGACCGUCCAAACAGGUCGGAGGCCGGGGCCGGUGGAGGAGAGGACCGUGACGAUGCGUCGGUGGUGGGUCCCGAGGCCUGUGUACUGGCCGACCCCACUCUGUGCGCUUUCGCCAUCCUGGCCACUGACGAGGGCGACGGUGUGGUCACCCUGGCCCCCGGCCCGGCCGGGUGGACCGUGAGCCUGUUCGGGCUGCCCCUCCCGGGCCCCGGCCACGGGCUCCCAACCCCCAAGGGCCGGGUGGUCCUCCCGGACGGCGGGGGAGACCCCCGCACGCCCCCCGCCCCGCGCUUCGUGCCCGUCCUGUGCUGCGCAGGGGGCCCGCUGUCCGGCGGGAGCAAGGCCGCCGCCGUGGUCCUGUGCGGGCUCCCCGACGGCCGGCUCUACCGCGUAGCCCUGCCCGCCCCCGCCGCCGACCCCGUCCGCCUCGUCCACCACCUGGAGGAGCCGGUGGUGUUCAUCGGCGCCCUGAAGACCGCCGGCCCCGGGCGCGACUGCGUGGUGGCCGUCGGGCGCGGCGGCAAGGUGGCGGCCCUCAGGGCCGGGGAGCUGCGGGAAUACCAGCUGCCGGGCCCCGUCCUCUGUGCCGCCUGCGGGGCCGGGAGCCGACUCUUCGUGGGCACGCGCUCCGACCUGGCGGCCGUGGACCUGGCGGCCGGGGACGGAGGCCGCCCGGCGAGGCCCGGCGACCUCGGGGACCCCCCGGCCGGCCUGCCCGCCGGCCUGGCGCCCGCCAGCUUGAGGAUCUGUGGCGUGGUGACCCUGGCCGUGUCCGCCGGGACGCCGGAAGGAGAAGCGGAACUGUUGGCGCUGACGGCCAAGGGCCGGCUGAUGACCUGCCGCCCGGGGCCGCGGGCGCCCGGGAAGGGGACGGUGGCCCGCUCGGGACGGAGGAUCAAGGACCUGCUCUCCGGCAUCGGCGACGUCUCCGAGAGGGUGGGCUUCCUGAGGAAGGCCGUGGAGCAGAGGAACCGGGCCCUGGCGGGGCUGAACGAGGCCCUGAACGUGAGCUGCGCCCUCCUGGGCGGGCGGCGGGACCCCCGGCCCCUGGGCUGCAGCGCCCGCGCCCUCUGGACCCCGCCCGGGCCCCGCGCCGCCCUGGCCCUCGCCUGCGUCCUGCACAACGCCGGCGCCUUCGGCCUGGACGGCGGCUGGACCCUCUGCGUCCGGCUGGCGCCCGCGGGCCGGCCCCGGGGCGGGGGGCUCUCCGGCCCCGCCACCUACACCGUCCCGCUGGGCCCGCUGCCGCCCGGCGGGCGCACGGAAGCCACGCUGCCCCUGGGCCCGGGCCCCGGCCGCCCGCCCGCCCUGCCCGUCGCCGUCUCCUGCUCGCUCUUCUACAGCCUCGGGCCGCCCGGCCCGGAGGGCGUCUGCCUGCCGCUGAGCCGACACUCGGUGGACGUGCUGCAGUGCCUCCGUUUCCCCGGCCCGGCCCCGGCCCCCGGCCCGACCCCCGACCCCGUGGACGCCUUCCUGGGCCGGGCGCGGGCGCGGGCGCGGGAGGAGCCCCCCGCGGCGCGCUACGUGCCGCCCUCCGUGGCCUCCAUCAAGGUGUCCGCCCGGCUGCUGAGGAGCGCCCUGAAGGACCGCUGCCCGGAAGCCCCCCUGUGCUGCGGCACCCUGAGGUGGCUCCUGGCGGAGAACGACGCGGCGGAUGCGGUGAGGACCCGGGCCGUGGCCGCGGUCCGGGCGCUGGCCCCCGACGGGAACGACGUCCACCUCCUCGUCCGAGAGGUGGCAGUGACGGAGCUGUGCCCGGCGGGCCCCAUCGAGGCCGUGGAGAUCCAGAUGGAGAGCGUCACUCUCGCCAACCUCUGCUGCCUCCACCACGCCGUCGUCCAGCGCUUCCUGACUUUGGUGAUGGACCAAGCGUCCCGGGAGUCCGACCCGCCUCACCUCCGCCUGCACUGUCUGCGGCAGAUCCACAGCGACCACGAGACGCUGCUGAAGCAAGUGCGGAGCUUGAGAGACCACCCCGGGCGGGAGGACGACGCCGGCGCCGCAGCCGAGGAGCUGCUGCGGCUCUACCGGCGGCUGCGCAACCCCGGCCUCGUCCUGCUCUGACCGCCGAGACCCCUCCCCGCCAUGGGCCGCUUUCGGCCCGCAACCACCGGUCACGGUCAUGGUGCUAUUUGGUAAGCGCUCACUAUGGACUGAGCGCCGGG